Molecule: messenger RNA, 1068 nt
Organism: Trypanosoma theileri
Lineage: Eukaryota; Euglenozoa; Kinetoplastea; Trypanosomatida; Trypanosomatidae
Exons: 1
Coding region: 1-1068 (355 amino acids)
Source: RefSeq, a predicted model, not a curated record
AUGUGGUCACGCAGUGGUGUACGUACGCCCAAUACCACUAUCGUGAAUAACAUCAUUGCAUGUAGUGCGUUGGUGUUGCAUGUACAGAGCCGUUCUUAUCACGGAUUUCAAUUCGCCGGCUUUCAUGGCUGGAAGAUACCAUACGGUGGCACACCGAGAGUGACUCGAGAGGAAUUAGAAGGUACACGUUAUUUUACACAACGACCUAAAGAAAAAUGGGACUACCACCGCGUAGAUGAAAAUAUUAACUCUUCUUCAGAGUUUCGUAGGACUCAUGAUAGAGAAGCUUUUGAGCAAGGUAUGCGUGAAGAUAAUUCCACAACAGAACAUGGUGAUAUGCAUACACCGAAGAAGUAUCGUCUUUAUGAAUACUUUGAUGAGUACUCAAAGCCUGGAUUGGAUAAAAAAGUGGGUGCUUGCUUUGCUGUAAAGGAGCAAUGGGAUGCGGAAGAGUUUUAUUACCCUGGUGAAGCCUGGCAACGAAACCGUCCUGGUUUCCGUAGUGUGCCGAAGGAAUUGUUGAAUCGACAGACGUGGUAUCACUGGUCAGACACUAUUAUGAAAUGGGAUGAGAUUCAACCAACCAUGCGUACACGUUCGUGGAAUCCAGAUUGGCCUCCACCAGGAUAUAAGGUGCCAAAAUUACAGUGUAAAAAAGAAUUUAUAUUCGGUGUAGAAGAGCCUGGACUAGUCUCAGAAGUAGAACGUUAUAACUGGUUUCGAUCAUGGGGUGAAAAUAACUUACGUUGUGGAUGGAAAGAUGUUUGGUUAUUUGCAGUCUUAUUUGGUGCUCUCUACUAUUUUGCCCGUAAUGCGAUGGAUGUAGUAGUUAUGCGUUCCAUGAUGAGCAAUAUGUAUUAUCCAGGCCGUCAGUUUGUACGUCCCUUUGGUGUACCGAAAGAUUGGGAAAAGGGUGUUUUUUGGUGGCAAAAACCGCUUGAGGAAUUUCCCAAUCAAUCAACUGUCUGGUAUACUAAUGAGUCUCGUUUUAAGUAUAUAAACUAUAUUAAGAAACGAGAUGCUCAUGAGAAAACUUUAGCGGAAGCAGAGAAAAUGGCAACAACGUAA